GGCAGAAUUGGAGUUUACCCCACAUAAGCACCAUGAAGAUCUUGAUGCAGUCUCAUGAAAAUGUGGGUUAACCUAUUGCUGAAGCCAAAUGUUUAUUAUAGAUUAUUUUAUAUAUGUAUCGUUGGUGUUGCGUGAGUUGACCGGCUACAGCGAUCCGUGUACGCUAAUUCAAUUUGUCAAGAUGCUCAAGUUUUGAACUAUACUUUGGUUGCUGUGUUACAGCAAAGCUUGAGAUUAGAGUUUAAGUGAUUCCUUUGAUGCUGUGUAGACUUUAUUGGUUUUCGGCUUUCAGACUCAAAAAAAAAUUGAUGAAUAGCGGAAGAACACUCCCCCCUUUCAUGGCUUUUUCAACAUCAUCUUCAUCAAUAUCUCUUAUGGUGAUAGUUCGAAAGCGUUGUUGGACACUGCGGAUUUACUGAGGUUACAUGUGUUGGACGACUAUAGCGCAUUGUGAAUGAUUCUUCAAUUGUCACUUUUGGCAUCGGAACAGUAAGCUUAUCGAGAGCCAUGUACGGUGCAGAGCAUUCGUUGCAUGGAUAUCGCGUUAUCGUUGUUGCUAGGAACAUUCUUGCUCAACAACCGAACCAUGGGUUCAACAACAGAAGCGAAUUUAGGUACGAAGCGACGAUAGUACCCUGCGCUUCCUAACACGGAGCGACUCUCAUCUUUGCUCCU
Umbelopsis ramanniana AG is the source of this 675-nucleotide messenger RNA. RefSeq lists its product as uncharacterized. The transcript has 2 exons. Lineage: Eukaryota; Fungi; Mucoromycota; Umbelopsidomycetes; Umbelopsidales; Umbelopsidaceae. Bases 258 to 419 code for a protein of 53 amino acids. The record is from RefSeq and is a predicted model, not a curated record.